Hemiscyllium ocellatum (epaulette shark) is the source of this 9061-nucleotide messenger RNA. RefSeq names its product chromodomain helicase DNA binding protein 3 (gene chd3). NCBI's taxonomy places the organism in Eukaryota, Metazoa, Chordata, Chondrichthyes, Orectolobiformes, Hemiscylliidae. Gene Ontology annotation, cellular component: nucleus; NuRD complex; chromatin. Gene Ontology annotation, biological process: negative regulation of transcription by RNA polymerase II; chromatin remodeling. Bases 138 to 6320 code for a protein of 2060 amino acids. Gene Ontology annotation, molecular function: DNA binding; ATP binding; ATP hydrolysis activity. The record is from RefSeq and is a predicted model, not a curated record. The transcript has 42 exons.
CGUAGCUUUCGUUAUUUUGUGUACAUACAUAAAAAGGGAAAGGGGGGGGUGAAAGAAGAAAAAGUGUGAGGAAAUAUCUUUUUAUUCAGAGUAUUUAGGGAGGUUGGGGGGGGUGGAAGAGAGAGAUUCCUGAGGCCAUGGCAUCUCCAGUGAGGCACCCAGAAGAAGAGGAGGAGGAGGAUGAGGAGGACAUGGACGAACGCAGCGGCAGCGGUUUGCAGCUUUUCCCGCCAGCGGCAGCAGAGGAUGUGGAAGAGGAGGACGAAGAGCUUUCGGACAGCGAAGGCAUCAAAAAGAAAAAGAAGAAAUUCCUGAAAAAGCAAAAAGAAAAUAAACCAACUAAGUUUAAGAAGCGGAAGAAAUUGGAACAGCUCACCCCCACGCAGCCCUCUUCAGCCGUGAGGGCAGGAUGGUCUGAGCCACAGACCUUGCGACGACCACGGUCAGCCCCACUCCGUGACCGGCCUGUGGGAGGAGCGCCCGCACUGGCACGGACCCAAUCACAGGAAAGUGAAGAUGAAAUCACCUCCGAUCUGGAGGAGCUCAAGGAGAAAUCGGACAGUGGCGGCAGUGAUUUUGGCAAGAAAAAGAGAAAGAAACGAAAGGAGAAGAAAGAAAGGAAAAUCAAGCGCCGGAAGAAGGAGCAGGGUGAGGAGGAGGAAAGUCACAAGCCUGAACCGAAGUCUUCUGCCCGCCUCCUGGAGGAUUGGGGACUGGAAGAUGUUGACCAUGUUUUCACUGAAGAUGACUAUCGCACUUUAACUAACUACAAGGCUUUCAGCCAGUUUAUGAGGCCACUCAUUGCCAAGAAGAACCCAAAGAUUCCAAUGUCCAAGAUGAUGACAAUCCUUGGUGCCAAGUGGCGAGAGUUCAGUGCCAACAGUCCGUUUAAGGGGUCAGCCGCUGCGGUGGCAGCGGCUGCUGCAGCAGCAGCAGUUGCAGCUGUGGUGGAACAAGUGUCUACUGCUGGUGCCUCAUCAGGGAGCCUUCCUGUGCCACCAGUACUCCCUAUCCGCAAAGCCAAGACCAAAGAGGGCAAAGGUCCUGGCGCAAAGAAACGGAGCAAGAGUCCGAGGGUCCCAGAUGAAAAGAAGAAAAAGAGGAAGAAGAUGAUUCCUUUGAAAAUUAAGCUGGGUAUAAUGGGGCCAAAGAGGAAGAAGAGCUCCUCGAGUGAUGAGGCAGACUUGGAUGCAGAGUCAGAUUUUGAUGAUGCCAGUGUGCACAGUUCAUCAAUUCGAUCUGACAGCUCUGUUGCACCCCUGAAAAAAGCAAAGUUGAAAGCUAAGGUUGGCCGUAAGAAGAGGAAGGUUGCUGGUGAAGAAGAGGCAGACGGGUAUGAGACUGAUCACCAGGAUUACUGCGAGGUCUGUCAGCAGGGAGGAGAGAUCAUCCUGUGUGACACCUGUCCUAGAGCCUACCACUUGGUUUGCCUAGAUCCAGAGCUGGACAAAGCCCCAGAAGGGAAGUGGAGUUGUCCACACUGUGAAAAAGAAGGUAUUCAAUGGGAGGCAAAGGAUGAGGAGGAAGAAGAGGAAGAUGAAGAAGAGGAAGUGGAGUUAGGAGGCGAGCGGGAGGAAGAAGACGAUCAUAUGGAGUACUGCAGAGUCUGUAAAGAUGGUGGGGAGCUGCUGUGCUGUGACGCCUGUCCGUCAUCCUACCAUAUUCACUGUCUCAAUCCGCCACUUCCAGAAAUCCCCAAUGGCGAAUGGCUGUGUCCCCGCUGUACAUGUCCUCCCUUGAAAGGCAGAGUCCAGAAGAUUCUUCAUUGGAAGUGGGGUGAAUUGCCAAUACCAGUCCCUGUACCCAGACCACCUGAUGCCACUCCUGAGGAUUCCCCUCCGAAACCACUGCAUGGGCGCCCUGAGCGGGAGUUUUUCGUUAAGUGGGCUGGCUUGUCGUAUUGGCACUGCUCCUGGGUCACUGAGCUGCAGCUGGAGAUUUAUCAUUCAGUGAUGUUUCGGAACUACCAACGAAAGACUGACAUGGACGAGCCACCUCCGUUUGAUUACUGCUCUGGGGAUGAUGACAGCAAGAGUGAGAAGAGGAAAGCCCAGGAUCCUCAAUAUGCUGCAAUGGAGGAGAAGUUUUACCGCUAUGGGAUAAAGCCUGAGUGGAUGACCAUUCAUCGUAUCCUGCAGCACAGUAUCGACAGGAAGGGAAACUACCACUACUUGGUGAAGUGGAGAGAUCUGUCAUAUGACCAGGCCACCUGGGAGAAGGAUGAACUGGAAAUCCCGGAUUACGACGCACUCAAAGUUGCAUACUGGAAUCACAGGGAGAUGAUCAUUGGGGAGGAACCCACCAGGCCCAAGAAAACAAAGAAGUUCAAGAAAAUAAAGGAGUUCUUGGCAGACAAGCCUCCUGGCUCGCCUGUAACAGAACCAACAAUUAAAUAUGAAGUCCAGCCAGACUUCAUCACAGUCACAGGUGGAACUUUGCACAUGUACCAGCUGGAGGGACUAAACUGGCUGCGCUUUUCCUGGGCGCAGGGCACGGACACUAUCCUCGCUGAUGAGAUGGGACUGGGAAAGACCAUACAGACCAUUGUCUUCUUGUAUUCUCUAUACAAAGAGGGACAUUCGAGUGGCCCCUUCCUGGUCAGUGCUCCUCUGUCUACCAUCAUAAACUGGGAGCGUGAGUUUGAGAUGUGGGCUCCAGAUUUCUAUGUGGUGACAUACACUGGAGACAAAGACAGCCGUGCUGUCAUUCGGGAAAAUGAGUUUUGUUUUGAUGACAAUGCAGUCAAAGUCAGCAAGCGAGCUGUCAAAAUCAGGAGUCAGGCACAAGUGAAGUUUCAUGUUUUAUUGACCUCCUAUGAGCUGGUUACCAUUGACCAGGCAGCUCUGAGCUCCAUUAAAUGGGCCUGUCUAGUGGUAGAUGAAGCACACAGACUGAAGAACAACCAAUCCAAGUUUUUCAGAGUAUUGAACGCUUAUAAGAUUGACUGGAAGUUGUUGCUGACAGGAACACCACUUCAAAAUAACCUAGAAGAACUCUUCCAUUUGCUCAACUUUCUCACACCUGACCGUUUCAAUAACCUAGAGGGUUUCCUUGAAGAAUUUGCUGACAUCUCAAAAGAAGACCAGAUCAAGAAGCUCCACGAUCUCCUUGGUCCCCACAUGCUUCGACGCCUUAAAACUGAUGUUUUCAAGAAUAUGCCAUCCAAGACAGAACUGAUUGUGCGUGUGGAGUUGAGUGCGAUGCAGAAAAAGUACUAUAAAUUUAUUCUGACAAGAAACUUUGAUGCGCUGAACUCGAAAGGUGGUGGAAAUCAGGUGUCAUUGCUGAAUAUUAUGAUGGAUCUGAAGAAAUGUUGUAACCAUCCUUAUCUCUUUCCUGUGGCUGCCAUGGAGUCUGCAAAGUUGCCAAAUGGUGCGUAUGAAGGCAGUGGGCUGAUCAAAUCAUCAGGGAAGUUAACACUCCUCCAGAAGAUGCUGAAGAAACUGAAAGCCCAGGGCCACAGGGUGCUGAUAUUUUCUCAGAUGACUAAAAUGUUGGAUUUAUUGGAAGACUUCAUGGACUAUGAGGGCUACAAGUAUGAAAGGAUUGAUGGAAGUGUCACUGGUGCAAUGAGGCAGGAAGCUAUCGACCGAUUCAAUGCUCCAGGAGCUCUGCAGUUUUGCUUCCUGUUGUCAACUAGAGCUGGGGGGCUUGGAAUUAACUUAGCCACAGCUGACACAGUUAUCAUCUUUGAUUCAGACUGGAACCCCCACAAUGACAUCCAGGCCUUUAGCAGAGCUCACCGCAUUGGUCAGGCAAACAAAGUGAUGAUCUACCGCUUUGUCACUCGUGCCUCUGUAGAGGAGCGAAUCACACAAGUGGCUAAACGUAAAAUGAUGCUGACUCACCUGGUGGUUCGGCCUGGCCUGGGCUCCAAGACUGGUAGCAUGACCAAGCAGGAGUUGGAUGAUAUCCUCAAGUUUGGCACUGAAGAACUCUUCAAAGGUGAUACUGAAGGUGAUAAUAAGGAUGAAGACAGCAGUGUUAUCCACUAUGAUGGGGCUGCUAUAGAUCGACUGCUAGAUAGGAACCAGGAUGCAACAGAUGACACAGAUAUACAAAGUAUGAAUGAAUACCUCACCUCCUUCAAAGUGGCUCAGUAUGUUGUCCGGGAGGAGGACAAGGAAGAGGAGAUCGAAAGGGAGAUCAUCAAGCAAGAAGAGAAUGUGGAUCCUGACUACUGGGAAAAGCUGCUGCGACAUCACUAUGAGCAGCAGCAGGAGGAUCUGGCAAGGAAUCUGGGCAAAGGCAAACGAGUCCGCAAGCAGGUCAACUACAAUGACGCUGCCCAGGAAGAUCAAGAAUGGCAGGAUGAUGUAUCGGACAACCAAUCAGAAUAUUCGGUUGGUUCAGAGGAAGAAGAUGAAGACUUUGAUGAAAGACCAGAAGGUCGUCGUCAAUCCAAGCGUCAACUCCGUGGUGAGAAGGACAAACCACUUCCACCUUUGCUGGCGCGAGUUGGUGGAAACAUUGAGGUUUUGGGAUUUAACACUCGGCAGAGGAAAGCUUUCCUCAAUGCGGUAAUGAGGUGGGGCAUGCCUCCUCAGGAUGCUUUCAACUCCCAGUGGCUGGUCAGGGAUCUGCGAGGCAAGAGUGAGAAGGAGUUCAAGGCUUAUGUAUCCCUCUUCAUGAGACAUUUGUGUGAGCCUGGGGCUGAUGGUGCAGAGACAUUUGCAGAUGGCGUGCCUCGAGAGGGUCUCUCUCGGCAGCAAGUCCUGACCAGGAUAGGAGUCAUGUCUCUGGUGAAGAAGAAGGUCCAGGAAUUUGAACACAUCAAUGGGAAAUGGAGCAUGCCAGAGCUUAUCCCAGAGGUCACUGCCGAUUCGAAGAAAUCAUCCAGAGCCUCAUCUCCUGUAGUGAAGACAGCAACAACAACACCAGAGCCCAGCUGUAGCAACACCCCCUGCACUUCAAAGCCAGCAACUCCUGCCCCAAGUGAUAAAUUGGAAGGAAUUGGAAAUCCUGCUGAAAAAGAGGUGACAGAUUCCAAGGAGGAAGAGGCAAAUGGUGGCGAGAAAAUGGAACUGGAGAUUCCCAGUACAGAGGAAGAUCCUGUGACUAUUGAAAAGGCUGAGACCCAGCACCAGCCACCGGUUAGUGAAGAUGUUAAAGACCUGCCAGAAGAGGAGAAGCAGAGUGAUGGAGUAGAAGGACAGGAUGCAGUGACCAAAGAUGAGAAACAAGAGACUGAAAGGAGUGGCAGGGAACCAACAGUCGAAAAAACCGAUUUGACCUUGGAAAUGAAAGAAAAGGUUGAGCCAGAGACUGCUGUUAUUAAAGAGGAGACUAAAACAGAGAAGGAUUUACGAUCUAUUAAUAUUAAAGAUGAAAGCAAGAACAAUGGGAAGAGGGAGGAGGACAGGACAGAGAAGUGCAAGUUCAUGUUUAAUAUCGCCGAUGGAGGCUUCACAGAACUGCAUACACUGUGGCAGAAUGAGGAACGGGCUGCAAUAUCCUCUGGGAAGGUAUCUGAAAUUUGGCACCGACGACAUGACUUCUGGCUGCUGUCUGGGAUUGUUGUGUAUGGAUAUGCACGAUGGCAGGACAUUCAGAAUGAUGCCCGGUUUGCCAUUAUCAACGAACCCUUCAAGUUGGAAGUGAACAAAGGAAACUUUUUGGAGAUGAAGAACAAGUUUCUUGCUCGAAGGUUUAAGCUUCUGGAGCAAGCAUUGGUGAUUGAAGAGCAGCUGCGGAGGGCAGCCUACUUGAACAUGACACAAGAUGCCACUCACCCAGCCAUGGCACUCAAUACCCGCUUUGCAGAGGUGGAAUGCCUGGCUGAGAGCCACCAGCAUCUCUCUAAAGAGUCGCUAGCUGGGAACAAGCCUGCCAAUGCUGUCCUGCACAAAGUUUUGAACCAACUGGAGGAACUAUUGAGUGACAUGAAGGCAGAUGUAACCCGACUCCCAUCUACAUUGUCACGGGUACCACCAAUAGCUGCUCGUCUCCAGAUGUCAGAGCGCAGCAUUCUCAGCCGACUAGCCAAUAAGGGAAGCGAGGCUGCAAAUACACCAGCUUUCCCACCAGGCCCAUAUACAACAUCUCAAGCAUAUGGUGGCUCUUUUGGGCCACCUGUUCCUGUCAGCACACCUGGAGGCCCAUUGAAUUUCAGUCAGGUGCCAGGUGGCUCCUUUGUAACAGAGUGUGAUUUCACCUGGGGACAGCCAGGGAGAUGUGGAAAAGAUGUGGAAAAUGCCUCCAAAGCUGCACUGAAAGGAAACAUCCAACGGUCCUUCUGUCUUAGAGAAAAAGGAAAGCAGCAAGGACGGAGUGAAUUUGGAAAAGAAAGAAAAGACCGGGGAAAUAAUAUGCAUAGAUGACUGACCCCUCCAACCCCAUUCUUGCUUGUCCCUGCCCUCCAUACUGGUUAUGUUUAUAUUUUGUUUUGAGAGGAAACCCAGGCUGAUGUGGUUGUUUGUGUGUUUAAUGCCCCAGAAGGUGUGUGUGUGAAUGGGAGGGUUUAUAACUUAAGAUCUCUUCAACACUCCAAUUGCUCACCCCUCAACCUCCCAGAGGAUGCCAUGGUUUGGAUUCUGAAAUUGGUGGGAACAUCACUUGUGUUGAUGUGCAUUGGUGAUCUUGGCUCACAGUAGUUUUAGAUAUUGAUGCAAGGCAUCACCCUUUUUUAUUUUCUACUCUUCCUCUCCCUCUCUAUUGUCAUUUAGGAAUUCUGAGAGUGGAUGAGCAGGCAAGACUUUAGCUCCAAGUGUCGCCCCUAAUGCUGGAAGACAUGUUAUUUGAGCACAGUAGCAAUCAUGCUCCUGCCUCAAUUUAUUAAUGAGGACAUGUUUAGGCUUUGAGGCUCAACUGAGUUACCGCAAAAACAACAAAUUGAAAUUAACUCUUAUAAUUCGGCUCCAAUAACUAGGACCUGCAGCAGAAAUAUCACCCAGUAAAAUAUUAAGUGAGAGUUCAGAAAUUGUGUGGUGGAAUUGUGGCCCUGCAAAUGAUUUACUGGGCUCUGCAGCACUCGAAAGCCUCCUUGAGACAUGUUGUAGGUCGUGUGUUUGAUGUGAGAAAAGAGGGACUGGGUCAUUCUUGUGACAUUGUAUGAUACAGUAGCUUUUAAAAGGUGUUGCACCUCUUGAUCCUUGUGGGCUGACACCUUAUCACUACCAAAACAACCCAUUUUCAUCAGAUACUAAAGAGCUGUAUUGUGUAAUUGUAUGGUUUGAUUUCAUUCCUAGAUCUCCGCAGGCACACGUUUCCAAAAUAGUCUUUCCAGUUUGAUUGCUCUAUGGUAGACAUUUUGGAAGCAAGGCACCAAACCACCUGCAGUCCCAAUGUGUAGCUAAGUGUUAAUUUAUUUAUUUGCUCCCCUGAAAGGAGUGUCCGUAGAGCUGCUUAGAGGAAGGGUGGGUUCUGGGUAUUAAAAAGAGCCUAGCUACUGGGAAAUUGGCAUACUGCUAAAUUUUCUUCCCCGUUGCCCGAAUGUUUUGUUCAUACAUCAAGUGUUCUAUAUUGUUUUCUCUUAAAUAUUUUGAAAAUAACCUGGAGAAAUUGGAGUUUAAAAUGGAGAACACUUCGAAUGCACAAAAGGGAAGUCAGCAUUGUGAAAGGAGGAAUUAUAACAUUUUCCAGUAAAGUUUUCAUUGCAGUGAACCUGGCCAAGUUAUUGAGCUCUACUUGCUCUUUCCCAUACUGACUGACUUUAAUGCUUAACAUACUCUUUUGAACAUAAAAAGCAGCAUAGAAUUUUUUUUUUGCUGAAAUCUCUGCAGCCUCUUCUUGUAAUCUGUCCCUUGCUAUGAACUGUGUCUCAUCUCAGCUUUGCACAGUGAGGAGGUUGGAGUAGAUGUGCUCAGGAAUAAGGGGUAAAUGUGUUUGAAAGGAACAAAAAUGCCCAGCUCUUAAGUGAACCAUCCUGCUUUUCCUGUAUCCCUUGUGCAGAUCAAGCAGAAGCACAAAUUUAUUUAUCACGUCAAAAGUGCAUCCCAGUACUUUAUAAAAAGGAAAUACCUUCAUGCUUAAAUAGGAUACGACUUCUCUGACCCCCGCCCCCCCCAAAAAAAAUUACUGCCCCUUUGGGAUAGGUGGAUGUACUCAUUGUUCAUGUUUCCUGCUCUCUGCUUGGCUUUUAGAGUGUAAGCCUGUCUCCAUCCCUGGUAUGUGACAUUGCUACAUGGCAGGACAUUUUUCCAGCACUCCAUCCCUGAGCUUAUGGUCCCUUCCAGUUGGUUAGCUGAUUCAUAUGUUGUGGGAUAAGGGAUGAUGGGAAUGGGGGAUCGGAAGAGAUGUUUACCCCAACAGAAGUGGAGAAGCUUUAGGGUGGGAGAAGCACAAACUGAUGUACCAUCUGCUUUGAGCAGGGAUCUUAUGUUCAUUGAGCCUCAGGCUCUGUAACUGUGAAAAUCUGUGAUAUGACAUCCCAUCCCACCUCAACCAGCUCAGCGCCAGUGGCAAGCAGGUGUAGGGGCAAAAACCGCUUCAGAAAGGAAAUUUAAAUGUAUACUUUAAAUUAUGUCUGCGUAAUAAUCUGUUGCAGCUGACAUCUAUUAUUACUUAAUAUCCUUUGUUUUAAAAGAAUAUUUUGAAGAAUUUUUCAUUAAAGUUUUUUUGUUACAUGUUUGAUAUUGCCACUGUUGUAUGUUCCUGAAUUGUCAGUAGCCAUGUGGUCCUUGCAUUGAUCAGGUAUGUGCUUUAUUCCCCUCCACCCCAUUGGCCAGUGAGUUGCAUAGGGCUCAAAGGGUAAAACUGUAGGCAAGACAUAGCAUGCAGUUAAUAGAUAUCUGUCUCCAUCUUGGACUACCUCCAAACAUUUGGUUACUUAUGAUAGCAAAAUGGGUGGCAAUUCUUUUGUACAUAACAAGAUGACACUCCAGAGACUCCUGAACAACAUUGCUGAAGGGGAUGGAGUUACGGAAUGUUGCUGUGCCAGAGGUGCCAUUUUUUUUUUGAUGAAAUUAAACCAUUUGCCCCUUAAGUGGAUAUAAAAGGUGUCAUGGUAACUCUUUCUUUCAAAGCAGAACAAGGGAGCUCUCCCUGGAGAGACUGGAAAGUGUUUGAAAGUAUCCUGUGUUAUGAUACCUGGUAUGAAAAUAAAUAUGCUUUCUUUACAGUU